AGAGAGAGAGAGAGAGAGAGAGUAAAUGGACAGGGUCUGUACAAGCAUGUCUUCUACAUUUACUUGCGGGCAUUGAAAGAGAGGCAGAGAAGGGAAGAAAUGCCCAAGCAAGCCUUAUUUUCAGGCACAGAAUGAGCCUUAGUUGAGACAGAUCGAACGAUUGCCGAGACCAGGGCCAGCAAGCGUGUGUAGGCUUCAGAGCAGCACUGUGCCCUUGCAUCGUCCAGUCUCUUGUAUGGGGAUUAUUGAUCGUGUCUGCUGAUUCCAGCAGCGUGGUCCUGUUCACUUUUGUAUCACGCUGCUAAGGAAGAGGGGACCAGCAAUUCUGGGGCACCGCUAGCCAUGCCAGGCAGGAAGUCAGAGCCAUCUACAGCUCCAGCCAAUCAGAGCCUGCGUUAGUCAGCUGUCCGAUCUGAGCGGAGGAUGGCAGUGGCACCGUUUGUUAGCGAGGGGAAGUGCGUUAGCGUAGAGUGGGACUUCUUGCAGGGGCUGCUGGUCAAAAACCCGCCCGUUCCGUGCCUGCAGUCUCUGCGCAAGGAGAAAUCGCGGAACGCCGCUCGCUCACGCCGGGGAAAGGAGAAUUUCGAGUUCUUCGAAUUGGCCAAGAUGCUGCCCCUGCCGGGCGCCAUCACCAGCCAACUGGACAAGGCCUCCGUCAUCCGACUGAGCAUCAGCUACCUGCGCAUAAGAGACUUCUGCAGGCAAGGAGAGCCACCUUGGAGUCCCCUGCUGGAGGGAGGACCACACAACAAGGCUAUGGGGAGGACGCGGAUGUCACCGGCCACUGAUCUCUUCGAGCAUCACCUGGGGGGACACCUGCUACAGUCGCUAGAUGGCUUCGCCUUUGUGGUCAGUCACGAGGGAAGAUUUCUCUACAUCUCUGAGACGGUGUCCAUCUACCUUGGUCUCUCACAGGUGGAGCUAACAGGCAGCAGUGUCUUUGACUACAUCCACCCCGCAGACCAUGUGGAGAUGGCUGAUCGGCUAGGAAUGAGGGCGCACCGCAGGGGUGUGUCCCAGGCAACCAAUGAGAACACAUCCAGCUCGGCAUCCACCUCUUCAUUGGCUGAGACGCCAGAGCCAGAAGUCCCCAGCCCCCUCCCCCCAGAGGACUCUCCCUAUCGCAGCUUCUUCAUCCGGAUGAAAUCCACCCUCACAAAGCGGGGGCUGCACAUCAAGUCAUCCGGAUACAAGGUGAUUCAUGUGACAGGCAGGAUUCGUUGUCAGUCCACCCACAGCUCCACCCCCUCAGUGCAGCGUGAGCUGGGGUUGGUGGCACUGGCUCACACGCUCCCGCCUUCCACUCUCAAUGAAGUGCGCAUGGAGAGUCACAUGUUUGUCUUCCGGGUCAACAUGGAUCUGCAGGUCAUCUACUGUGAGAACAGGAUCGCGGAGUACAUGGAUCUGAGCCCGACAGAGGUGAUUGGGCAGAGCUGCUACCACUUCAUUCACGUGGAGGACGUGGACUCAAUCCGACAGAGCCACGAGGACUUGCUAGUGAAGGGUCAGGUGGUGACUGGGUAUUAUCGUUGGCUCCAGCGGCGCGGUGGGUUCCUGUGGAUCCAGUCCUGUGCCACCAUCUCCUUCAACCACAAGUCCCCCCAAGACAGGAACAUCAUCUGGGUCAACUACGUGCUUAGCCGGCCGGAGCUCCUGGACACUCCCCUGGAUCUCCAGCAGCUGCCCGAGUCCUCUCGCCCAUCCAGAGAGGCCCAGGCAACAGAUGACUGCCCACAAGAUGCAAAGGGUAAAGACACUGCAACUCCCCAGAGCUUGGACAGCGGCAAUGCAUCAAAGUUAAGACUUGAGUACCCCCGAGAGAGCCAUUCCGAGGAGAGGAGGAAGAGGAGCCGGCAGUGCGUCUCUGUGGAAGGUCCCCCAGAAACAAGGGCUAAGGGGAACCGGAGCCCUUUGUCCUCCGAACUGGAAAGUGAAAGUGAGAGUGGGAGGCAGGCAGAACCUGUGUCCAAGCACAUCAAAGUGGAAGAGAGGCGACUGGAGUCUGGCGGCAGUGAGGAGGAGGAGGAGGAGGAAGAGGAGGAGGAGGAGGAGGAGGAAGGGAGGACCCCGAAUGGGUGUGCAGUGAUCCAGCACAGGAAAUGCCCUUCCACAUCUUCCUUCUCAGAACCCGAGAUCAAAACGGAGCAAACUGGGAGUGGUGUCACUUCAGGAAUCUGGGGGUUCCAUUCUCUCCCUUGCAUUCCAGUUGACACUCAUACCCCUGGGCCUGAAAAUGGGCACUCGCAUGGGAACGGCUCUCAGAUCUGCAUUCCUGAAUCCGUCCUGACCCCCCCUGGAGGAGAGGCCCCUCCUAAAGCCUUGUUCACCCCCUCUGUGGAAGCUCUCUCCCCACCGCUCUCCGGUUCUCCUCUCUCCCGGGAGGAAAGACUAUUUCCCGCUCCCUCUACACCCGAUUUCGAACUUCUGCAGAGGCUGGGGUUCGGGGGAGGAGUUAGUGGCCUGGGAGGGAUCAGUCGGGUGGUCCUCCCUUUGCCUCGGUCUAUGGGAGGCCCCACCCCUCACAGCCUGUAUGCCCCAAGCACAAUCCGCUAUGCCCCAGCUGAGCUCCACCUGCCCCAGGCUGGGGCCCAUCACCAGCUCCACUCCUUGAACUCCCCAGACCUCCAGGCAGAUCCCAAGCCGCUGUUCCCCCACCUCCAGAGGCUUAGUGGGUUGCCUCCUUUCAGUGGCUUCCAUGCCCUGGACACCCCCUUCUCAGCUCUGUCCUUCAUCAACGGGCUCCGUGGUCCUGCAACUGAUAAAGACGAAGACUGACCGUCUUCUGCCAUUAAGACUUCUACUGGGAUUGUAGCCAGGGCAACUGGGUUAAAUCCCCUCGCUCUUCUCCGAAAUAAGGCCAUAUGAUAGGAUAUUGACCAUAAUGCAGGCAAGACCCCCCCCCCCCCCCCCCCCCCUUCCACUGCCACUACAAAAAUAGAGACCAACUAAACAGCAAUGGCUAAUGAAAUGUAUUGGUCACAGAGCACCAAGAUUGGUUACACUGGUCUACAAUGUAUGCACAUGUGUGUAGUCAUGUGAUCCACUAGACCCAAGUUGUGUGAAACUCUUCAGCAACGAUCAUGGGAAGCAAGCGGUGACUUCACAAAGGGAACGGUAGCGAAGGCUUAUGCUUCACAAGUGGGUCUGAUGAAUCAAGCCUGCAGACAGGUGCCGUGUAUUGUGACAAGCAACAGCUACAGUGGCCACGCAUGCUUCCACUUCAACAGUAUGGCAGGGGCAUUGUGUUCCUAACCACGAUUAAGACCGUACUGUAAUUAUUUUUGGCUAGUCUGUGUAGUUGCCACCAUAACAGCUUAGUGUCAGUAUAAGCCUUUUUCUUUGGAUCAUGCAAUUCACAGAGAUGGAGCAUCACGGCAUCUGGAUUAGCGAUGGAAUGACUGUCUAUGAAAACCACAUGGAAAUCGCAGGCCAAAUGAAAAAUAUACAACUUUGAAGAAAUUUUAGCCAUAACAUGUUUUUUUUUUUAAUGCACAGUCCUAUGGAGAUCCACUGUGGUAGCGGUAGGGGCUUUGAUGGGGUCAUAUUGUACAGAAUAUUUGUGUGGGUAUAUAUGCAGUAUGAAUGAAAAUGUUGAUUAAUUGUACCCUACCGGUACUGUGAAAAAAGAAAAGGAAACUUGUAGCACUUGUAAAGAACUGUCUGUAUCUCUUUGUUAAUUGUAUAAUGAGGUCUUAAUUCAAUUGUCACAACACGUGUAUAUAUAUAUAUAGAACAUUGUGCUUUUAAUUAAAUAUGACUCUACAUAGCAUUGUGCUUUUUAUGGUAGUGAGAACACAAUAGGAUGAGACCUGCUUCUGUUCAUCUCCAAUUAGAGGACAUCAGAGUAGUGGAAUUUCACGCCGGCUAUGAAGCUCAACACCUAGGAAAAGGAGCUUUGUCAUCACUGGGGGUAGGAAAACACCAAGAAAUUGAUCAUUUUUAUGUUCUUAUUUUCUAUCGUGGCACCUGAAGGACUGUUACAUUUAAACUGAACUUUAAAGUUGUCAUAACAUUAAAGUUUAAAAAGAACAUUUUAAUAACAGGUUGCUCCAAAGAAUGACAAAGAGCCUGUCCUGAAAGGAGGACAAUGGCACAUAAUUUAAUUCUCAGUGGUUAUUCUGCAAGCCUAUUCUGAGAUGGAACGAUUACACAGUAACUUGUGGUGUGAAAAUGGUUUUGUUUUGUAGUGCGAUCUGUUUUAUGUUUUGUCAUUUUUUUUCUUCUUUAGAACAAAAAUGUAAGAGGAUGAAUCUUUUCGUAACUUUUUUUCACUUCUCUAUACCCUACAUGCAGUGAACAGUAGGAAAAGGAGCUUGUUUUUAACCAGCUCUAACCUUGUACUUUGACAAGACUUGCUGAAUUUUUAAAGGGUGUCUCUGUUCCGCCUCUCAGCAUCCUAAAAACAGGUACAGCUUAUUCAGUAUCUGCUCCAGUGAUUGCUACCAAACUAGAAUAUAGAAAUAUCCACUAAUCACAAUUAAGUAUUAUUCCCCCUACUGUAUGCAAAUGUUCUGGUAACACUUUAGUUUAAAAAGCAAAAAAAAAAAAAAAAACACAAAAACUAAACAAUGGUAAUCAUAUUGUAUAAUUGUUAAUGGCAUCAUUAACAACAUGUUUAUCUGUAAUCACUUGUCAGAUAUGCUAAAGUGUUACCAGUAUUAUUUAGGGUUAUACCAUGUAACAUACAUCUAGGGGUAACCCAAAAUGAAAACCUUAAGAUAAAAAAUACCUUACAAGGUAACAUUACAGAAUGAAUUCUAAGUAGUGAUUUUUUUUUUUUUUUAAAAGCACAAUGUUCUGUAUUUUUUUUUUUUUUUUAAUUUUAUUUUUUUACCUGUUUAGCUGGAAGGAACCGUUUUGGGAAAUGAUUUUUCCUACCAGCAGUGAAGUUGAUUGAGUCUGGACCUGUAGUGUUCAUUUCCAUCACUGUAGCUUAACAUAGAAGAAAAGGUAAAAAAAAAAAAUAAAACAUUAAAAACAAAACAAGUUAACUUUAGCCUUCAAUGUGUUUAGUAUCUGUGUGAAUAAUCCAUCCAGUCAAAACUUGAAAUUAAUAAAAAAAAAUACUGUGAAAAUAAAACAAAUCUAUGCCAUUCAAAAUGUACCCAGUGUUUUAUUAUAUAGAAAGUAGUGUGUGUGUGUGUAUGUAUGUAUGUAUA
Molecule: messenger RNA, 5159 nt
Organism: Polyodon spathula (Mississippi paddlefish)
Lineage: Eukaryota; Metazoa; Chordata; Actinopteri; Acipenseriformes; Polyodontidae
Gene: npas1
Product: neuronal PAS domain protein 1
Exons: 12
Coding region: 424-2775 (783 amino acids)
Biological process (GO): regulation of transcription by RNA polymerase II
Molecular function (GO): protein dimerization activity; RNA polymerase II transcription regulatory region sequence-specific DNA binding; DNA-binding transcription factor activity, RNA polymerase II-specific
Source: RefSeq, a predicted model, not a curated record